Alternaria triticimaculans is the source of this 1563-nucleotide messenger RNA. RefSeq lists its product as uncharacterized. Gene Ontology annotation, molecular function: RNA binding; DNA binding. Gene Ontology annotation, biological process: ribosomal large subunit biogenesis; ribosomal small subunit biogenesis. The transcript has 3 exons. Gene Ontology annotation, cellular component: nucleolus. Bases 1 to 1563 code for a protein of 520 amino acids. Lineage: Eukaryota; Fungi; Ascomycota; Dothideomycetes; Pleosporales; Pleosporaceae. The record is from RefSeq and is a predicted model, not a curated record.
AUGGGCGACAAUCUCGAGGAGCGUCUAAAGAGCCAUGCUCGUGCCUUCGAGGGACUCAUGUCUCUGAUACCCGCCAAAGACUACUAUGGCAAGGAUGAGAGCAUCACCAGCACGCAAUGGCAAAAGAAAGGCAAGAAGCAGACUCUCGAAGAACGACAAGCAGCCAAGCGAGCGAAGCUGGAUCCUGCCUCCCACAAGAGCGCCAAAGACGUCAUGGACGAGAACGCGCUAAAACGGAAGCGUGAAUUGGAGGGUGAAGAGGUUUCCGAGCCCGAGUCGUCCGAUCUUGACAUGGACAUCACAAAGGAGAAGCCUCUUGAGGGCAUCAAGAGCAAGGCAAAGAAGCAAAAGACACAGCCUGUUGAGCCAGAAGCCGAAGAAGAGACCGAAGAAGUCACUUUGUCCAAGGCGGAGGCCAAGCACGCGGCGAAAGCAGAGAAGCGGAGAGAAAAGAGGAAGGAGAAGCAGGCCAAGAACAAGCAAAAGCUGGAAGCGAAGAAAGCGCUACCAACGCAGUUCCAAGGUCUCGCCGCCGAAAAGUCUGAAAAGGACGAUGACGAGGACGAGGAUGAAGAUGAAGAAGACGACGCGUCUGCAGACGAACUCGAACAUCCAGACGAACGCAUAGAGGCCUUGGACGUCUCCGGUCUCGUCGAAGAGGGUCAGUCUACUGCUCCCUCCACUACUGCCAAUUCCAACUCCUCCACAGCCUCCGUCGCCUCCGCCGCUUCGUCAAAUUCUUCACUACCCCAGUCCGGUGAGGAAGCGCCACAGAAGAAGGCUAAAAAGCCAUACACGAUCGAUCCACAGAAACAUGAGGAUUUCCGCGCUCGGUUGAACGCGAAACUAGAGGCCAUGCGCGCGGCGCGAAAGGCUGACGGCCCAGAUGGACGCCCUGCACGCAACCGAGCAGAGCUGAUCGAGGCGCGCAGGAAGAAGGAAGCCGAAAAGAAGGCCGCGAAGAAGGCCAUGCGUCAGGAUGCGAAAGAGGAUGAGGCGCGACAGCAAGCAGAGGAACAGCUCGCACGGAUAAGAGGCGGUUCGGGCUCACCUUCUGUAUUCCCAGCGAGGUCGCCGGAGACUGAGCGCAACUUCAACUUUGGCAAGAUCGCAUGGGACGGCCAACAGCUUGAGAGCAAUCUCUCUGGAUUCCUCGACUCCAAGAAGAAGAAGGGCAAGUCAGAUGCGAAGACAGCACUAGAGGCUGCGCAGAAGAAACAGGCUCGCAUUAACGCCUUCGACGAGGACAAGCGCAAGGACAUUCAAGAGAAAGAUCUAUGGCUGGCCGCCAAGAAGAGGGCACAGGGUGAGAAGGUCUUUGACGACGUCAAUCUUCUGAAGAAGAGCUUGAAGCGUCAACAAAAACAAAAGGACAAGAGCAAGCAAGAGUGGAAGGAGAGGCUCACGAACGUUGACCAAGGAAAGGCCGCGAGACAGAAGAAGAGGGAGGAGAAUCUCAAGAAGCGCAAGGAGGACAAGGGUCAAAAGGGCAAAAAGAAGGUCAAGAAGCCUGGCAAGAAGGUCAAGCGACCGGGCUUUGAAGGCACAUUCAAGGCGAGAUGA